AUGACAGAAACAAAGUUAAAAAUAGCAAUUCGAAGAUAUUCUUCACCUCAUAAAAACAAUAAUCAAGACAAGAAUGACAUUUCCUUUAUUGGUCUCUUUCAAAAUAUAAAUAUGAUAAAUCGUAGGAGAAUGUCUGAAAAAAAAGCACCUUCAAAAUAUACUUCAAAUACUAGAUAACAUUCAAAAGACAAUUCAGUAGAAGUGGAUGUCGCUCUAAAUAAACAUCAUUUUCUAAUGUAAUAUGUUAUUGGAGUGGGUGGAUUUGGAAGAGUUUGGAAAGUUAUUUAUAAAAAAUAAGUCUAUGCUAUGAAAGAAAUCAGUAAGGCAUUAGUGCUUUUGAAAUAAAGUGUACAUAGUAUUAUGAGAGAAUUAUAAUUUUUAACUGAAUUACGACAUAAUUUUUUAAUCAAUGUUUUUUCAGCAUUUCAGGAUAAUCAAAAUCUCUAUUUAGUCUUAGAUUAUUUAGGAGGUGGUGAUUUGAGAUUUCAUUUAGGAAGAUUGAGAAAAUUUACAGAAGAAUAGACAAGUAUUUCAAUAUAUAAAUUUUUUAAAUAGAAUUUUUUGCUGCAUGUAUCAUUGUAGGAUUAGAAUAUUUGCAUGAGAACAAUAUAAUACAUAGAGAUAUCAAACCAGAAAAUUUGAUUUUAGAUAAUUAAGGUUAUGUUCGUAUCACUGAUCUUGGUGUAGCUAUUAAAAAAACAGGUGAAAAUUUCGAAACUAGUGGUACACCUGGUUAUAUGGCACCUGAAGUAAUAUUUAGAUAAGAUCAUGGAGCAGCUGUAGAUUUUUUUGCUUUGGGAGUAAUCUGUUAUGAAUUUAUGACAGGAAGAAGACCAUAUUAUGGAAAUAGAAGAGAAAUUAGAGAAUAGAUUCUUGCUAAAUAAGUGUAGAUUCAAAGAUCUAAUGAAGGUUGGUCUAAUGAAUCAAUUGAUUUCAUAAAUAUGCUAUUGCAAAGGAAACCAUAGAAUAGAUUAAUAUAUCCAAGAUAGCAUAAAUGGUUUAAGAAUUUUUCAUUUGAAUUACUUAUUCAAAAAUAAUUGAAAGCUCCAUUUAUUCCUAAUAAUUAAGAUAAUUUUGAUAAAUCACAGAUAUUUUAUGAAGAUGAAGAGAACAAUUAAAUAAUAAGAUUACAUUAACAUUUGAUAAGAGAAAAUCAAGAAUAAUUUUAAGGUUAUUAAUAUUAAGAGAAGUAAUAAUAAUAAUUUCUAAUAAAAUCAAAAAAGAGUAUUAUAAACAACACCAAAAUAUUUUAAUUUAAUUGA
Messenger RNA from Paramecium pentaurelia, 1262 nucleotides. NCBI's taxonomy places the organism in Eukaryota, Ciliophora, Oligohymenophorea, Peniculida, Parameciidae. The record is from the annotation of a GenBank genome assembly.